AUGGAAUCUGUAGGAAACAAGCAAACUGAGGUAAAUCCAGUAAACGUUACAGGCGUUGAAAGGAUUGACAGAGAAAUGCUUAAAGGGGAUAUUAUGGAGAUUACUGGAAAAUGGCCGAUUAAUUCUUCAAAGGAUGUUGAAUUUUUCCAAAACAAAUUUACGAAAGUACAAUACAUUAUGUCAGAUAAUCCAAAUCUGAAACAAAUUCUAUCAGAAUACGUAGAUGGAAAUCCUAUUGCUUUAGAUCUUGAAUGGCAUCCGUUCAAUCCAUCUGCUGGAGUAUGUUUAUUCCAAUUAUGUUCAUCUCAUGGCUGUUUGCUUAUCAAAAGAGAAAGUAAAAAACAAUGCAAUGAUCUUUUGAAUUUCUUAACUACCAAUCAAUUUUUCAUGAAAGAUAUUGCAUCUGACAUAAAAAUGCUACGUACUACAUUUGGCCAAGACUUCACAUUCAAAGUUUGUGACGUUGCUGCUCAAAUUCUUAGAAGAAAUCAUCUUAAAGAAGGAUUUGAUGAGAUGGUUGCACAGUUUUGUUCAGAUACACCUUGCGGAGAAUUCAAAAAUAAAAAGAUUUCUCGAUCAAAAUGGAAUUUGAAACUUUCACCUUGCCAAAUACUUUAUGCAGCUAACGAUGCUGUUGCUCUUUAUGCAUGCUUACAAGGAUUUGAGAAAUAUCAAGGAUCACCUCUUGCUUUCGAAAAUCCAGUUGAAAAAGCACCAAAAGAAAAAAGAAUACGCGAAAAUAAGCAAAAUAGAAACAAAACAACUGAAAGAAAACAGAAAAAACCAUCAACAGAAGAAGAUUCUGAUUCUCAAAAAGAGGAUAUCAUAGAAACCGACGAAAAAGUAUCAGCAGAAGUGCCACAACCAGAAAAAUCUAAGGGAUAUAAGAUCAAAGCCAAACAUACUAGAAGGAAAAAAUAUGAAGCUGAUCAAAACGAAUUAGAAGAAAUUAGACGUCUCGGACCUUCAUUUUACAUCAACCUUAAUGGGGGUUCAGAAAUUAAAUUCGAAGAAUUACCUAAAUUUGUGAAUUCUUAUAAUCAAACGUGGAAUCAUACAGAAUUAACAAUAGAAUUCAGUAAAGGAAUAUUUACAAAGAUCAAAUGUGUCUAUUCUUUUGAUUUCGAGCUUCAAAAAAAGUUAGAUGAAAUUGAUGACAAUUCUACAAUGAGUUUACAAGUAAUGUGGAAGCAAGUCCAAAGCGAACCAUCUAUAGGACUUAUUGCCAUAUGUUCGUCAAAAGGAUGUUUGCUUAUUCAGUGUUUAAGUGGAACUACAUGCGAUGCCUUAAACAACUUCAUAGCUAGCCAUAAAUUUGUGUACUUAGAAAAACAAGAUCUUUCUUUUGUCGUUAAAAAGAUGUUUGGCCAAAACUUUGAAAUUCCUGUUGAUAGCAACAAAAUGAAGCUUCUUCAUGAAUAUGUUCAUACAAAGAUCCUUCAGACACAUCAAAUGGUCUUUGCAAACUGGAAUAAAAGAAAUUAUUCCAAUUCAAUGGUAAUCUUUGUAGCAAAUGAAGUAUCAUAUCUAUAUCACUUUGUUAUGUCUCACCAAUAA
Molecule: messenger RNA, 1557 nt
Organism: Trichomonas vaginalis G3
Lineage: Eukaryota; Parabasalia; Trichomonadida; Trichomonadidae
Product: 3'-5' exonuclease protein
Exons: 1
Coding region: 1-1557 (518 amino acids)
Biological process (GO): nucleobase-containing compound metabolic process
Cellular component (GO): cytoplasm; nucleus
Molecular function (GO): nucleic acid binding; 3'-5' exonuclease activity
Source: RefSeq, a predicted model, not a curated record